This is a messenger RNA of Oryza brachyantha (malo sina), 3636 nucleotides long. RefSeq lists its product as uncharacterized. Gene Ontology annotation, biological process: DNA transposition. The transcript has 4 exons. NCBI's taxonomy places the organism in Eukaryota, Viridiplantae, Streptophyta, Magnoliopsida, Poales, Poaceae. The coding region runs from base 1175 to 3265 and encodes 696 amino acids. The record is from RefSeq and is a predicted model, not a curated record. Gene Ontology annotation, molecular function: DNA binding; transposase activity; zinc ion binding.
UCCCCAUAUUCACUUCGAUCGCAUUGAGAAACCCGUCGGCCCAGAGGGAGGCAAAAGGGUAGGCGGGGCGGAGGGAGUCACGAGGGCGAUCGACGGCGGUCGAUGGUGAUCGGCGGUGAUCGGCCGUGAUCGACGAGGAUUGUUGAGCGCACUUGACUCCGGCAGGGACACGCCGAACGGCGGCAUUGACUUGGCGACCACUGCGCCGACCUCGAGGUCCACGGCAAUGGGGAGCAGCACCACAUCCUACGACCACCGAGCCCACCUCUAGGUCCACGGUGGCAGGGGCAGCACCACGUCCUACGACUCCACCUCUGCAUCCCUCAUCUCCGCCGGCGAGCACGGUGGUGCGAGGAUGGCGCCAUCCAUUCGACGUAAAGGGGAAACACCACCGGUAUACAGUCUUGGUGAUGAUCUUUUUUCAGUGGAAGUGCACCAUGGUGGCUUUUUUGUUGGGUUCGGGGAGAACAGGGCUUACAUUGAUGAAAAGAUGGACUAGUUUGAUCAUUGUGACAUAGACAGCUGGUCACCUUUGUGGUUUGAUGAUUUUGUUGAACAACUUGGCUACAAGCAGAGCACACGUCCUAUGGUAUAUUGGCUCUUACCUGGUAAGACUCUUGCAGACGACUUAAGGAUUAUUGAGUCUGAUUCAGAUACACUUGCUAUGUCCUCUAUUGUGAACAAGAUCAAGAACUUUGUGGUUUAUUUGGAUCAUGACAAGUCUUUUGCUGGGAUCAAUUGGGAUGACAUUGUAGCAAACCCAAUAGCUACAUUACCAAAGGUUGUGAGCCCACAUAAGGUCCAUGUUGUUGAUAGAAAGAUUGGUGAGAAGUUGCCUGAAUUUUACUCCAAUGUCAGAGUAGAUGCAACGGCAUCAAGUGAAGAUAGAGUUAGUGUAGAGCAUAAUAGUGGAACUGAAGAGAGUGAUGAGGAUUCAGAUUAUUGUGAUAGUGACUAUGGGCUAGAGUAAGCAGAUGAUGACCUUUUUGUGGACAAUGUGGAUGAAGAUGUUGUUGAUGAAGGUGUUGCAAAAGGAAAGAAAUUAGGCAAGGGAAAGAAGGCAUCAAGAAAUAGUGGCUGCAAUGAAGGGGCAGAUUUUUCAAGUGAUGAUGAGGGGCUGCAAGUGCCAGAUUUUGAAGGAGAAGGUGCAGGUGGUUUGAAAUUCAAAACUUGGAUGCUAGAGGACAUCAACAAUCCUGUAUUCAAAAUGGGCAUGGUUUUUGGUUCAGUUCAGGAGAUAAGGAAGGCAAUAACUGAGUACUCUCUACAGAAUAGAGUUAGCAUCAAGUUGGUUAGAAAUGAGAAGAAAAGGGUAAAUGCUGCUUGUGAAGAAGAUUGUCCUUGGAGGUUGCAUUCUUCAUGGGACAAGAGGUGUGAUGGAAUGAUGAUCAAGGCUUACAGUGCUAAGCACAGUUGCCAAAAGAAGUGGGAGUUGAAGAAAUGCACUGCAAACUGGUUAGCAGAAAAGUAUUUGGAAACAUUCAGAGCUGAUGAUAAGAUGACCCUAACUAACUUUGCAAGGACUAUCCAAAAAGAUUGGCACUUGACACCAUCCAGAAGCAAGCUUGCUAGGGCUAGAAGGUUGGCAAUGCAACAAAUUCAUGGAGAUGAGGUGAAGCAAUAUAGUAUGCUAUGGGACUAUGCACAAGAAUUGAGGAGAACAAAUCCUGGUAGCACUUUCUUUCUCAACCUUCUGGGGCCUAGGUUCCAUACUUUGUAUAUUUCACUUGAUGCAUGCAAAAGAGGUUUUCUGUCAGCCUACAGACCUAUCAUAUGCCUUGAUGGUUGCCAUAUCAAGACAAAGUAUGGAGGACAAUUAUUAACUGCAAUUGGUAUUGACCCUAACGACUGCAUAUAUCCUAUAGCAAUGGGAGUGGUUGAAGUUGAAAGUCUGACAACAUGGAAAUGGUUUCUAGAGACACUCAAACAAGACCUUGGGAUAGAAAACACCUACCCAUGGACUAUAAUGACAGACAAACAGAAGGGCUUAAUUCCUGCUGUUCAGCAGGUGUUUCCUAAAUCUGAACACAGAUUUUGUGUGAGGCACCUAUAUUCUAACUUCCAGCAACAGUUCAAGGGAGAAAACUUGAAGAAUCAGCUAUGGGCUUGUGCAAGAUCUAGCAGUGUUAUGGAGUGGAACAAGAACAUGGAAAUCAUGAAGACUCUGAAUGCAAAAGCAUAUGGCUGGCUAGAGAAAAUGCCACCAAAUACUUGGGUAAGAGCAUUUUUCAGCACCUUCCCUAAGUGUGACAUUUUAUUGAACAAUAACUAUGAGGUUUUUAACAAAUACAUAUUAGAUGCUAGGGAAAUGCCUAUUCUGAGUAUGUUGGAAAGGAUAAAAUGUCAUAUUAUGACUAGGCACUACACCAAAGGGAAGGAGGUGGGUGAAGUGUGGGCUGGCCCAAUCUGUCCCAAAAUCAGGAAAAAUGUGCAAAAAAUCGUGGAAUUAGCAAACACAUGUUAUGCACUUCCUGCUGGCAAAGGUAUUUUCAUGGUGGAGCACAAGGGGUUUUCUUAUACAGUUGACAUAAUGAAGCACCAAUGUGAUUGCAGAAGAUGGGAUCUUACAGGGAUUCCUUGCAGCCAUGGCAUGGGUUGUUCGAGAAGUGAGAGAAUUCCAGCUGAGUCUGUUCUUCCACAUUGCUACACUGCUGAGGCAUAUACUGCUGCAUAUGCUCAUAUGAUUUGGCCCUGUAGUGAUAGGAACACAUGGGAAAAGGUUGAUGCAGCUGAAGUGUUACCCCCUGUCUAUGUGAAAAAAGUUGGCAGGCCACCAAAAUCCAGAAGGAAGCAGCCAUUUGAGAAAGAAGGGAGAAAUGGUGAGACUAAAAUGUCAAGGCAUGGAGCACAAAUGACAUGCAAGUAUUGUGGUGUUUUUGGACAUAAUAGUGCUGGCUGUCAACUCAAGAAGGCAGGUCAGAGGCCCAAGUUACAACCACAAAGAAGCACUGCAACUCCAAGUGUUGAAGUUAUGCAUGAUGAUGAGCCUAGUAUCACUCAGGAACAAGUGCAAUAUGAGGUAUUUAGUGGCCCUGCAACAUCACAAUUAACCAACACAAUGCUUUCCCAAAUGGAGGUUGAGGCAACACAAUGUAGUAGAGUGGAGGUCGAACAAGAACCCUUGCCUGAUUCCUUGUUCAUCUCAUCCAACCGACCUGCAGCAAGGCCAGUGCCACCUACCACUGCAACCAAGGUGGGCAAAGCCAUAAUUUCCAAGCCCAAGGCUGUUGGUAAACCAGGAAAGAAGAAAGCAAAGAAGAGCUGACUAAUUCAUGUCCUACAGCUCAACAUUUUGUGAAUUCAGUUUUUGGUGUAAUACUUUUAGUCUUUCUACAUGUCAGUUUGAUGAACACGUGCUUUGGGACAAGAAAAUGUUCAGGUUGCUUACAAGUAUUAGCUUAAGUGAAUAUGGAGACAAUGACAAGGGGUUAUUUGCAAAAGUUCAUGUCACGCUGGAUGUCACGUAAUGGGGGAAACCGGUCCAAACCCGGUUUUGUACCUAAUGCAAACCAUUAAACAAGUUUUGGGUGCCAAAUCUCGUUUUUGAGAGAAUGUGUAUGUAUUUGACACCACUUGACAAGUAUGUGUACCUCCGGUGCAUUUAACUCUUUUAACGAUUAUUUAAAUGACAGGAUG